ACAUCAAUGAGCACUGUGUUUACGUUGUACUACCUGGCUCGUCACCCUGACAAGCAGGCGAGGCUGCAGGAGGAGCUGGACCAGGUGUUGGGUGAUGGCAGUCAACCUCUCACUAGCCAUCAGAUGGCCAGGCUCACCUACCUAAAAGCCUGUGUGAAGGAAACUCUCAGGAUGCAACCGAUAGCAUCCGUUGUGGCAAGGCAGCCUGAGAAGGACAUCACACUUCAGGGCUACAAUGUCAAAGCUGGAACAUACGUGUACGUCAGUGUUAAGGAGGCAGGCAUGCUGGAGGAAUACUUUCCCCGGGCGACGGAAUUCCUGCCGGAGCGAUGGCUGAGAGACAACCCAGACCGUCUCCAGAACCAAUUUGCUACCAUCCCCUUCUCUUUUGGCACUCGCAUGUGUGUGGGCAGGAGGCUGGCCGAGCAGGAGAUUUACGUCCUCCUCGCGAGGCUGUUCUUAAAGUAUAAUUUAGAGUACAAGCACGAGGAGUGGGACCCAUUAUUCAGAAUUAUCUACAAACCUGACAAGCCACAGAACUUCACCAUGACGGAACGCUGGUAAUCAGAUGUCGUCUCUUCGCUUCCUGUUUACAUGAUGAAGAUACUAUAUUCUCCUGGAAUAAAGUCUUGGGACGGGUCUUUUCCAGAUGCUGAAUCAUCUUCCUGCUUAGAAAAUGAGUAUUUUUGUUACAAUGGGUUGAGAACGAUUUCUUCUAAAAAUAUACAUUACAUCGCAUUUCAUAGAGUCUUCUCAUUUUAAUUAUUUCUGCAUCAUGCCCAUGCUGGGUUCUUAAAGUGACGGUGGAGUUAACAGUGGUUUGUUCCAAGAGGUAGGGAGCUGGUUGGUAAGACACAUAGGCAACACACUAGGCUUCUUCGGUCGAGUACAGAAAGUAGGCAGAAGCAGUAGAGAUGUGAAGCCUACUGUGUAGGCGAAACGUUUCGAAACGUUUCGGAACAAAGUUGCCUAACUGUUGCCUAUGUGUCUUACCUACCAACCUGUUGGUAUUGUAUACCAUAUUGAUAUUCACUCAGAUACGGAGCUCUUCUCCGUGAUGGGUGCCACUCUCCUCACAGGAAAUUUGCAGUACUAAGAAACCAGCAUCUCUCUCGGCACAAAUGGUGGGGAUAUUUUCCUUCAUUUCUAAAUUUGCUGACUCUGCUGAUGGCUCGGAACGAGCGUGGAUAUAAAUAUUGACUGUAAAUAAUUUUACUUACUUUGUGAUUGCUUUUCUUGUUAUCUGAGAGUGAGUAGUUCGCAAAAGUAGCAAGUUGAUAACGAACUUGUAUAUUGUACCCAUAUAUAUCUUACUUUUUUUUUUUUUUGCUCCAAAUUGAAUUAUGUAUUAUCUAACUUGGUUACUUAUUAUUGUAAUUUUUUGAGAAAUCAUAAACAUGUAUAUGCAUUUGUUAAAUAUAAUAAAUUAUUAAAAAAUUUU
Cherax quadricarinatus is the source of this 1441-nucleotide messenger RNA. RefSeq names its product probable cytochrome P450 49a1. The record is from RefSeq and is a predicted model, not a curated record. Lineage: Eukaryota; Metazoa; Arthropoda; Malacostraca; Decapoda; Parastacidae. Gene Ontology annotation, molecular function: oxidoreductase activity, acting on paired donors, with incorporation or reduction of molecular oxygen; iron ion binding; heme binding. Gene Ontology annotation, cellular component: mitochondrion.